Messenger RNA from Xenia sp. Carnegie-2017, 1883 nucleotides. RefSeq names its product cilia- and flagella-associated protein 47-like. The record is from RefSeq and is a predicted model, not a curated record. The annotation marks the transcript as partial. The transcript is spliced from 18 exons. NCBI's taxonomy places the organism in Eukaryota, Metazoa, Cnidaria, Anthozoa, Malacalcyonacea, Xeniidae.
AUGGUUGCCAAUCCUGAUGAGAUUAUCGGGGAAAAAUGGAGGGUAGCCGAGGAGGUGAGAAUUUUCCCAGCUGUGGUUCAAUUCAACGAUGCCGAACCUCAUGUGCUUCACCAGAUGAACCUGAAAGUUCAAAAUCUCAGCAAGUUCUCAAAGUUCGUACGCUUCCAUUCACCCAACUCAAAGUUCUUCUCGUUGAAAGUGAAGAAUCCUGACAAACCAAUUGCGCCAGGUUUGGAUGUCACCGUAUUAGUAGAAUAUUACACAGAAGAUUUUGAAGACAGGCAAGAUCGAACCAUAUUAUUGGUAGAUGAUGACAUCAUAGAGAUACCUUUAAUAGCUUUCACACCUUCACCGCAACUUGAAAUACGUGGCGCAGUUGAUUUUGGCACGACCGUGUUAAAUGGUAAGAUCCUAACUGGGUAUUUUUCCAUCGAUAACUACGGGAGUAGAGAGGGAGCCUUCUCGAUCAAGUACACGGGAAAACAAUCGCUGACCAUAAUUCCUACAAGUGACGUCAUUCGAGCCCAUUCAUCACUGAAGAUUAAGGUUGAAUUCAUUGGUAAAACAUGUGGAAAAUUCCAGGAAAUAAUCAAUGUUGACUUGGAAAGACAAGACCAGGCACAUGUCGAGGUACUUGCAAAUGUCGUUGAAAGAAGUUGUAAACUGGAGAUAGCUGUUUCUGCUACGGCCGCACCAGUUGAAGUAACCAUAACACCUGAACCUAAAGUUGUAUUUGGUGAAUGUAAAGUCGGUGAUCACGUGGAAGCCUUGUGCAAGAUCACGAAUCACUCUCAUCUCUGGAGAGAUAAGCGUACGGCCUGCAGAAAAAUAUUAAAAAUAAGAACGCAAUACACAGGUAUUCAGAGAUAUACGUAUAUUGACCCUGAUUUCGCUUUGACUGAUGAAGAAACUCGUCGUAAACAACAGCAUCGACAGUUGUAUUUGGAUUAUUUACGAGAUUUGAGAACAUUUAGAGAGUUCAAACUAAAUAAAAGGAAAAUGGAUAGAUGGGAAAACAAGAAAGAUCUUGGAAUUAAACCUGGACAUGGUCUUCAACCCCUGAAAAUAACUGUCAAAGAAGCAAAUAGAAUAGAAAAAAACGAGGAGAAUAGAUGUUCAAGCCUAGAUGCAAUGCUUACCACUAAAACAUUAGCAACUCCUCUGAAGUUAGUCGACGGUCUCAACGCGAUCCCACUGACCGAUGUUGAAAAACUGGACUGCAAAAAGACGCUUUCUCCCGAGGAUAUUAAGAAGAUCGACAUUGGUAAAUUUGUCAUACUGCCUGGCAUAGAUUUUGGUGAAGUUUGUCAGCGAUCCAUGAAGACGAAAUAUUUAACGAUUGGAAAUAACCUAAAUCAACAUAUUCAUGCUGUCGUCCAUAUUGAUUGCCGCGAACUACGUCAGUCGUCGCCAUUAUCCCAAGUGAUCCCACCUCAUUCCUCUGCCAGAAUUAAUCUCGUUUUUGAGUCCAUUGCUAAAGGAUCAUUUGAAAGGAAUAUCCAAUACACGAUCAACGACAAUCAACAUUUUUAUGUCAUCACAAAAGCUUCAGUGGUACCUGUCGCUUUGCAGUUAUCCUCCGAUAAACUCACAUUGAAACCAAAUUCAUCUAUGGCCACCGAGUCUGGUUUUCGAGGUGUUGUGAGGAUUGAUAACAGACGAAAUGCUGAUGCGGAUUUUGCUUGGAAAAUUGUCGAUUGCAAAGAUGAUUCUUCAUUUUCAAUAUGUCCUUCAAGAGGUACAGUUAAUGCGUCGUCAUCACUUGACUGUGAAGUCGUGUUUCAUCCAUCUUAUGGCUCAACAAGAACCGUCCAAUAUAAUUUCCAUGUUGAAGGCGGGAAGAAUUCAAGACUUGCUUGUGAAGCUCAGUUUGGUCCGACGCA